This is a messenger RNA of Fusarium odoratissimum NRRL 54006, 195 nucleotides long. RefSeq lists its product as uncharacterized. The transcript has a single exon. NCBI's taxonomy places the organism in Eukaryota, Fungi, Ascomycota, Sordariomycetes, Hypocreales, Nectriaceae. Bases 1 to 195 code for a protein of 64 amino acids. The record is from RefSeq and is a predicted model, not a curated record.
AUGUGUUGCAUGAUCAACAGCACUCAGGUCUGCUCCAGCUGCGGCGAGACCGUGGACACGAGCCUCAAGCGAGACAAGUGUCAGCAUUACGGCACUACCGAAUGCAAGCAGGAGAAUGUAUAUGUCAGGAAGACUGUCUCCGCGAGCAACUGUUCUAAGUGCUCCAAGGAUGGUAAUAAGGGUGGAAAGAAAUGA